Messenger RNA from Hypoxylon trugodes, 792 nucleotides. RefSeq lists its product as uncharacterized. The transcript has a single exon. Lineage: Eukaryota; Fungi; Ascomycota; Sordariomycetes; Xylariales; Hypoxylaceae. The coding region runs from base 1 to 792 and encodes 263 amino acids. The record is from RefSeq and is a predicted model, not a curated record.
AUGUGCUGGUCCGAGAUCUGGUUCUGCGAAAUAUGUCGCAUCUCCCACGUAACCAUCACCUUCCACUGUCCACAGUAUCUCUCAGCGACAGAGCCAUGCACCCCUAUCUCCCACGAAGUACCCGUAAUGGUAGGAUUCUGCGCUAAAUGCGCACUCCCAGGCCCCCUUAUCGCACGUGCCAUAGACCAGAGGCGUCUAAUCGACCAAAUCCGCAUCAAACUAUUCCUCCUUGGUCCUGUCGUAGUCAAAGAAUACCCUGCCCUCUUCGCUGAUGGCAUUUCAGCCCUCAUAAUACCUGCUAGUCCUACCUUUGAAACCAUCUCAGCCACAGUUACCCACCAGGGCAUGCUACUAGGACCUGAUGGAGUGGUUCAAGUGCCAAACAUCGAUAACUUGGAUCAACUCGAUCCAUACAUUUGCCAGAAGUUCGGCCUUAACAAGCUGUCCCUUGGUCCUGACGAUUCAGUGCCGGAUUACGCUCCGACUGACCGCGUGCUUGCCCCGAUCGGCACCGGGCGACCUGCACCUUCCUCCCUCCACCUCCCGGCACUUGCCGCAUCCUCCGCAGCCACGGCUGUUCCCACAUCAUACGCCUCAGUCGCAGCUGCCACAUACACCGCAACUAGCGCAUCUGGCGCUGCGGGAGGAAGCUUGACCAAGAAAGGCAACAAGAAGGGCAAGGAAGCUGGCAAGAAGGGACCUGCCCCCGUGACAACACAGGCAGCACCUUCCCUCCCUCGCGCGGGCCUCACCUUCCGCGACGCUCUCAAGAAGCCGGCAGGCGCCCGCUAA